Prunus armeniaca (apricot) is the source of this 2238-nucleotide messenger RNA. The record is from the annotation of a GenBank genome assembly. Lineage: Eukaryota; Viridiplantae; Streptophyta; Magnoliopsida; Rosales; Rosaceae.
AUGGCUGCUUCUUGUUCGGCUGCUGCUGCUAUCCCUCCUCAAGAAAAGUACGAUGUGUUUCUUAAUUAUAAACUUGAGAGAGGAGACGAAAUUGGACCUGCCCUUCUUGAAGCAAUCGAAAAAUCAAAGCUUUCGGGCAUCGAUCCAUCAGAUGUAAGAAAACAGCAGGGGAGUUAUGCAGAUGCCUUUGCUCAACUUGAAGAACGUUUCAAGGACAGUAUCGACAAGGUGCUCAAUUGGAACGAUGCUUUGACGAAAGCAGCCAGUCAAUUCAAAAGGAACUUGGGCCUGGUUGGAAUUGAAAGAAAAAUUGAGCAAAUUGAAUCGUUAUUGUGCAUUGAUUCACGAGAUCUUUGCUAUGUAGGUAUUUGGGGCAUGCCUGGUAUUGGCAAGACCACCCUUGCCGGUGCUGUGUUUAACAGACUCUCUACUAAGUUCGAGGCUUGUUUUUUUCUUGCAAAUGUAAGGGAGGAAUCAGAAAGUCAUGGACUAAAUCAGUUGCGAAAUAAACAUCUUCGUAUGUUAUUAGAGGAAGAAAAUCUAAACAUUGAGACUCCAUCUGUGGGAUCAAAUUUUGUUGGAGAGAGGCUUGCCCGUACAAAGGUCCUCAUUGUCCUCGAUGACGUGAACAAUCUAAACCAACUAGAACUUUUAGCUGGAGAUCAGGACCAGUUUGGCCCCAGAAGUAGAAUUACCAUUACAGCUAGAGAUAGGCGCCUACUUAAGGAAAGGGUUGAUGAUGAGAAUAUACAUAAGAUUAAGAGAUUAUGUUUUGAUGAGGCUCUUCAGCUCUUACAUUUGAAUGCUUUCAAAGGUAACUCUCCUGCAACAAAUUAUGCAGAGUUGUCGAAAGUGGUUUUAGAUUAUGCUGAUGGCAAUCCAUUAGCUCUUAAAAUUUUGGGUUCCUCGUUCCUUCAUUGCAAGAGCAAAGAAGAUUGGGAAGAUGAAUUGAACAAAUUGAAAAAAUUUCCAAGAAAAGAAAUUCAGAAUGUGUUGAGACUAAGUUAUGAUGGAUUAGAAGAAAAUGAGAAGGAGAUAUUUCUUGAUAUAGCAUGCUUUUAUAAAGGGAUGGAUGUUGAUUUAUAUGCAAAAAGAAUGUCAGAUGUUCAUGGUUGCUUUCAGACAGGAAUUAGAGUUCUCAUUGAUAUGUCUCUCAUAUCAAUUUCAGAACGUAACUGCCUAGAGAUGCAUAAUUUGCUACAAGAAAUGGGUCAAGCAAUUGUUCGUGAACAAUGUAUUGAAAAUCCAGGAAAAUGCAGCAGGUUGUGGAUUGCUGAGGAUGUCAAACAUGUAUUGGAAAAUAAGAUGGGAAGAAAAUAUGAACUUGCUGUGAGAAGACAUGAUGAACAGGUCACGGAACAGCAAAAAGUUCAAGUCAUAUUCUUUAACAUAUCUGAGAUUAAAGAGCUACACUUGAGUCGUAAAGCCUUCAAAAAGAUGCACCAUCUAAGAUUGCUGAAGAUAUAUAAUUCUAGCAAUGACAAUUACUGCAAAUUAUACCUUUCUCAAGGUCUUCAGUAUCUUCCCAAUACUUUUCGUUAUCUUCACUGGGAGGGAUACCCUUUGAAAACUUUGCCAUCAAAGAUUUUUCCAGAAAAUCUUCUUGAGCUUCGGAUGCCCCACAGCCAAGUCGAGCAUUUGACUGUUCUGUACGAAACUCAAAUAUCUUCCGGACAUGCCAUGCAAUAUGGAAACUUUAAUGUUAGCUUGGACUGCAUAGAGGAAUUGCCUUCAUCAGUUUGGUCUAGUGAAAAACUUGAUGUCCAUCAUAUUGGACAUUGUCUGCAUCUUAAGAACCUUCCAAGCAACAGUUGUAAGCUAAAAUGCUCCAGUGAUUUUACUCUACAAGGCUGCUCAUCUCUUGUCAACUUUACGGAGCUUCCCUCCAAUAUGACAAGGUUAGAUUUGAGUGGAUCAGCAAUAGAGGUAUUGCCCUCAUCAAUCGAGCGUCUCUUUAGUCUCACCUCUAUUGAAUUGAAAAACUGCAAAAGGCUUGUGACUCUCCCAGUGACAAUUUGUAAGUUGAAAUGUCUUGGGAGUCUACGUCUCACUGAUUGCACUGCAUUAGAAUACUUCCCAGAAAUCUUGGAGCCUAUGAAAGAACUGCACUCUCUUAGUUUGGCAAGAACAGCAGUUAAAAAGCUACCCUCUUCAAUCCGAAAUCUAUCCCGCCUGAUGACAUUAGAGCUCCCUGGGUGCAAAAACCUUGAUUUUGUCCCAACAGCAUCUACAAUUUAA